CGGGACUAAAGUUUCCUGCGGUCCCUGAUUCUUCUCUGGGUUAACUGUGAAUCUCCGGGUAUGGGAGGGCCUGGCCCCAGUCUUUCAAGCCGGGAGAGAUAUUAGGCGCCGCGCACGCACUCCUCUGCCGGCAGGGCUCGAAGAGAAGCCGAGCGGAGCGCGGAUCUCCGUGCCGCUGUCUUACCAUGCUUUCCUGUGAUAUUUGUGGUGAAACAGUAACCUCAGAACCAGACAUGAAGGCUCACCUCCUAAUUGUUCACAUGGAAAAUGAAGUUAUAUGUCCAUUUUGCAAAUUGUCAGGUGUGAAUUAUGAGGAAAUGUGUUUUCAUAUUGAAACUGCUCAUUUUGAGCAGAAUGCACUAGAAAGAAACUUUGAGAGGAUAAAUACAGUACAGUAUGGAACUUCAGAUAACAAGAAGGACAACACCCUACAGUGUAAAAAGGAAGUUAACUCAGGUAUUCAUUCAGCUUGUGCCUCUAAUCAUCCAAAAAGUUCAGCUCAAAGCCUGCCUAAGGCUGGUACUUUAAAACAUGAAGCCAUUUGUUCAGAGAACUUAACGAAAUCUGGAAAAUUCCUGAAAAGUAGAGAAAAACGGCCUGGCCUAACAGAAAUAAAAGGAUCAAUUUAUGAAGCAAUGUAUAGUCCUCCUGAAUGCCCAUUCUGUGGAAAAAUAGAGAAGUGUAGUCAAGAUAUGGAAACUCAUGUGAAGACAAAGCAUGCCAAUAUUUUAGACACUCCAUUAGAAGACUGUGAUCAACCACUUUAUGACUGCCCUAUGUGUGGGCUCAUCUGUACAAAUUACCAUAUUCUCCAAGAGCAUGUUGUCUUGCAUUUAGAAGAAAACAGCCUUCGACAAGGCAUGGAUAGUGUCCAGUGUUCUAGUGAUUUAGAAUUGGCUCACCAGCUUCAACAAGAAGAAGACAGAAAGAGGAGAUCUGAAGAAUCAAGACAAGAGAUAGAGGAAUUUCGGAAGCUGCAGAGACAAUAUGGUUUAGAUAAUUCUGGAGGAUACAAACAACAGCAACUACGGAAUAUGGAGAUAGAAGUAAAUAGGGGAAGAAUGCAUCCAUCUGAAUUUCACAGAAGAAAAGCUGAGAUGAUGGAAUCACUAGCUAUUGGUAUUGAUGAUGGAAAAACAAAAACUUCUGGAAUUAUUGAAGCACUUCAUAGGUAUUAUCAGAAUGCUGCCAUGGAUGUGCGCCGUGUGUGGCUUUCUACAGUGGUGGAUCACUUUCAUUCAUCUUUAGGCGACAAAGGUUGGGGUUGUGGUUACAGAAAUUUCCAAAUGCUACUUUCAUCAUUAUUACAAAAUGAUGCUUAUGAUGAUUGCUUGAAAGGUAUGUCAGUUCCUUGCAUUCCAAAAAUUCAAUCUAUGAUUGAAGAUGCAUGGAAGGAAGGUUUUGAUCCUCAGGGGGCUUCUCAACUUAAUAAUAGAUUACAGGGAACAAAGGCCUGGAUUGGAGCAUGUGAAGUAUAUACACUCCUGACCUCCCUAAGGGUAAAGUGCCAUAUUGUUGAUUUUCACAAGUCAACUGGUCCUUUGGGUACACACCCUCACUUAUUUGAAUGGAUAUUGAACUAUUACUCCUCAGAGAGGGAAGGGAGUCCAAAGGUAGUGUGUACAUCUAAACCUCCUCUCUACCUUCAGCAUCAAGGUCAUAGUCGAACAGUUGUUGGAAUUGAAGAGAGAAAAAACCGAACACUGUGUUUACUAAUAUUUGAUCCUGGAUGUCCUUCUCGAGAAAUGCAGAAACUGUUAAAGCAAGACAUAGAGGCUAGCAGUCUUAAGCAACUUCGGAAAUCUGUGGGAAAUUUAAAACAUAAGCAAUACCAGGUAGUGGCAGUAGAGGGUACUCUUUCUCCAGAAGAGAAAGUUGCCAGGAGACAAGCUUCUGAAGUCUUUACAGCUGAGAAGAUUCCUUGAAGAAUUAAGCACUUCAGUGAUUAUGGAAUUACACUGUUUUUCAAAUUCAGAUACUGAACUCCUUAAUACAACUUAUGAAUCUAUGAAUUCUCUAAGAACUCAACAUAUAAUUUAAUUUCUAAAAUGCCUGUAUUAAUUAAAUUAUACCUGUAGUACUUAAUUGUUUAGUAAUUAUUUCAAUAAAAUAUCUUGUUUGCAUUGUA
This is a messenger RNA of Galeopterus variegatus (Sunda flying lemur), 2128 nucleotides long. It is a transcript of the gene ZUP1, whose product is annotated as zinc finger with UFM1-specific peptidase domain. The transcript is spliced from 10 exons. The record is from RefSeq and is a predicted model, not a curated record. Lineage: Eukaryota; Metazoa; Chordata; Mammalia; Dermoptera; Cynocephalidae. Bases 186 to 1925 code for a protein of 579 amino acids.